UUUUAUAUUACAAAUUAGUUUUUUUUAGGCGCUUCGUCAAAGAAGGCGGUCGCUCCCACUUCCCUUCCCCUCCUCUUCUUCUCUCUCGCCCUCCGCUCCCUCCGGCGGUGGUGGAGAUCGUGGGAAUGGGAGGAGAGGAGGAUCGUCCACGGCGGAGGACGAGAUCCGAGUUCGUAUAGCUUCCGGUUAGGUUUUCUGUUCGUCUUGGAUUGGUUUGCGGGAAGGAGAUGGGGAGGCGAUUAGAGCUCGUGGUGGUGGUGGUGGUGGUGGUGGUGGCGGUGUUGGUGGCGGCGGCGGAGGGGAAGAGGCGGCCACAUGCGUACGCGGCGAUGAUGUACAUGGGAACUUCGAGGGACUACGAGUUCUACGUCGCGACGCGGGUGAUGAUGCGAUCGCUGGUCAAGCUUCGCGUCGAUGCCGACCUCGUCGUCAUCGCCUCCUCCGACGUCCCAAUCCCAUGGAUCCAAUCCCUGAAAGAGGAUGGGGUGAAAGUGGUUACGGUGGAGAACUUGAAGAACCCAUAUGAGAAGCAGGACAACUUCAAUACCAGGUUUAAGUUGACACUGAACAAGCUUUAUGCAUGGAGCCUAGUGGCAUAUGACCGGGUUGUCAUGCUUGACUCCGACAACCUCUUCCUUCAAAGAACCGAUGAGCUCUUCCAAUGUGGUCAGUUCUGUGCUGUCUUCAUUAACCCCUGCAUCUUCCACACUGGGCUCUUUGUUCUUCAGCCUUCAAUGGAGGUCUUCAGAAGCAUGCUUCAUGAAUUGGAAAUUGGACGACAAAAUCGAGAUGGUGCAGAUCAGGGCUUCCUCACCAGCUACUUCCCAGAUUUGCUUGACCGUCCAAUGUUUCAUCCUCCUUCCAAUGGUUCCAACCUAGGCGGCAUAUAUCGCCUUCCUUUGGGAUACCAGAUGGAUGCUUCCUACUACUAUCUCAAGCUUCGUUGGAGCAUACCAUGUGGACCGAACAGUGUAAUUACUUUUCCUAGUGCACUAUGGUUGAAGCCAUGGUAUUGGUGGUCUUGGCCAGUCCUUCCUUUAGGCUUUUCAUGGCACGAGCAACGUCGAAAAACUCUUGGGUACAGUUCAGAGUUACCAGUGAUUCUGAUCCAGUCUGUAUUGUAUCUUGGGGUCAUGGCAGGUGCCCGGAUGGCACGGCCCAGUUUGUCGAAGCUGUGUUACAACCGGCGAGCUGAGAAGAGGAGCUUCACCUUCUCACACACCAUGAUCAAGGUGGCUGUUUUAUGGUGCAUAUUAGCAGCAUAUACCAUUCCAUUCUUCCUGAUCCCUUGUACGGUGCACCCACUUUUAGGCUGGUCUCUCUACUUGUUUGGCUCAUCAGCUCUAGCUUCCAUAGUAAUCAAUCUCUUCAUGCUCCCACCAUUCCCUGUCCUCACACCUUGGGUGGGAAUCUUUGGUGCUCUCUUUGUGAUGGCAUUCCCUUGGUAUUCUGAUGGUAUUGUCAGGGCCUUGUCAUUGUUUGCCUAUGCCUUCUGCUGCGCCCCAGUUGUUUGGGGGUCAUUGAUGAGGGUGUUGGGUUCCUUGCAGCUCCUGCUGGAAAGGGAGGCUUUUUUUCCGAAGCUAGGAGAGCUGACGUUGCCACCACGACUCAGCAAGUUCUAUUAAGAGAGGAGAGCUAUUAUUCAUGAAAUGAAAAAAUAUGAUCCUCUAAUCUUAUUCAUCCUGACAAUUCUAGCCAUUCUUGCAUAUCAGCUGUGUUUUCGGUUAGAACUGUUGUUGUAUUAGUGCUGCUAGAUAGGAGGGCACUUGGAGGGGCAUUAUUUCCAUUUAUUUAUUUGUUCCCCUGUUGAUCUGUUGACUUUGGAGUAGGUUGUUGGAUCGAUCUAGGCUGUAAAUUAACAUUUUUCUAUAAUAUGUUGCUUCCUUUUUUUUUGAUAAA
Elaeis guineensis (African oil palm) is the source of this 1899-nucleotide messenger RNA. RefSeq names its product putative glucuronosyltransferase PGSIP8. NCBI's taxonomy places the organism in Eukaryota, Viridiplantae, Streptophyta, Magnoliopsida, Arecales, Arecaceae. The record is from RefSeq and is a predicted model, not a curated record.